AUGUCGGGCGCGGACAACCCGCCGGCCGGUGCCUUGCAGCAGCAGGAUGGCCUGGCUGAACGACUGCGGGCAGCGCUGGGCGCCAUCACUAUUGAGGACGACUCGCAGCGGCCCAAGCAGAACUACGCUUUCUGGGGUACCCAGCCCGUGGCGCAGUUCAACGAGCAGCCCAGCACGUCGGUCAGUGAUGGGCCCAUUGACAAGCCCAAGACUGUGGCGGAUGUGCGCAAGGAGCCCUAUGGCCUGCCGCAGAACUUUGAGUGGGUGACCUGCAACAUUGACAACGACGGCGAGCUCAAGGAGAUUUACGAGCUGCUCAGCGCGCACUAUGUGGAGGACGAUGAUAACAUGUUCCGCUUUGCCUAUUCCAGGGAGUUCCUGCACUGGGCGCUGCAGCCGCCCGGAUACAAGGCGUUGUGGCACUGCGGCGUGCGCGUGUCAUCCACCGGCAAGCUUGUGGCCUUCAUCUCCGGCAUCCCUGCCACCGUGCGCGUCAAUGCCACCAGCCUGAAGACCGUGGAGAUCAACUUCCUGUGCGUUCACAAGAAGCUGCGGCACAAGCGCCUGGCACCUGUGCUGAUUAAGGCGAGCACUGCCACGGAGAUCACACGGCGAGUGAACCUGCACGACAUCUGGCAGGCUGUCUACACCGCAGGCGUGCUGCUUCCCAAGCCAGUAGCAGAAUGCCAGUACUGGCACCGCUCGCUUAACCCCAAAAAACUCAUCAGCAUAGGGUUUAGCCGCCUGGCGCCACGCAUGACGAUGGCGCGCACGCUCAAGCUGUACAAGUUGCCGAAGCAGCCACAGACGCCCGGGAUGAGGCAGAUGGAGGCACGGGAUGUAGCAACACUUCUGGCUGCAUAUUUGAAGGAUUACGCCAUUGCGCCGGUGCUAGAUGAGGAAGAAGUGCGGCAUUGGCUGUCCUACCAGCCUGACGUAGUGCACACGUACGUGGUUGAAGCACCAGAUGGCCGUCUCACCGACCUGCUCAGUUUUUACACCCUGCCCAGCUCUGUUAUUGGCAACGAGCAGUACGACAACCUCAAGGCGGCGUACAUGUUUUACACGGUUCCAGCAGCCACGCCGCUGCCACAGCUGAUGAACGACGCGCUGAUCCUGGCACAUGCCACGGGGCAUGAUGUGUUUAAUGCACUUGACAUCUUUGAGAAUGAGAAAAUCCUCAAGGAGCUCAAGUUUGGGAUUGGCGAUGGCAAGCUGCGUUAUUACCUUUUUAACUGGCGUGUGGCACAGGAGAUGCCGUCCAACAAAGUUGGCCUGAUCAUGCUGUAG
Messenger RNA from Chlorella variabilis, 1290 nucleotides. RefSeq lists its product as hypothetical. The transcript has 10 exons. NCBI's taxonomy places the organism in Eukaryota, Viridiplantae, Chlorophyta, Trebouxiophyceae, Chlorellales, Chlorellaceae. The coding region runs from base 1 to 1290 and encodes 429 amino acids. Gene Ontology annotation, molecular function: glycylpeptide N-tetradecanoyltransferase activity. The record is from RefSeq and is a predicted model, not a curated record. Gene Ontology annotation, cellular component: cytoplasm. Gene Ontology annotation, biological process: N-terminal peptidyl-glycine N-myristoylation.